This is a messenger RNA of Scylla paramamosain (green mud crab), 6086 nucleotides long. RefSeq lists its product as uncharacterized. Gene Ontology annotation, biological process: DNA integration. The record is from RefSeq and is a predicted model, not a curated record. Bases 1620 to 5780 code for a protein of 1386 amino acids. Gene Ontology annotation, molecular function: nucleic acid binding. The transcript is spliced from 2 exons. Lineage: Eukaryota; Metazoa; Arthropoda; Malacostraca; Decapoda; Portunidae.
UAUGAGGUUUAUCCUAUCAUUUUGCACAGGUGUCUAGGACUUACUUUCUGUUAUUGUAGCCGCACCGGCUGGGCAUCAAUUGGUUCUCAAGUGAUCUGUUUUACUGAUCACACCCAUCAUCGUAGGGUCGAGGAAAGGCAGUUCUCCCUGACACGUUUAUUGAUGAGGUAGGCAUGACCGUCACGUUUAUUGAUGAGGUAGGCAUGACCGUAAGAACUGCGAACAAGUUCUCGGUCUCAAUUUCUUACAAAAUAACAUUAUACACUGAUAUUAAACACUUUCAACAUAUUACAAUAUUCAUUAACAAUACAUGCAAUUAACUUGGCACUAUGACAAUCAGUUUUUACUACAAAAUUAAAGCAUUUACCUCGGUCACCAUCCUGCCCGUCUUUGAGCGCGAGUUGGCCGUGAGUGAUGCCCGCAGGCGACCAGCAGGUUAACCCCAUACUACCAACAAGGCCAAGUGAACUUCCCCCUUCUGUUGAGCUUGUGCUGGAGGAGGAAGGUGUAGUGGUCCACAUCCCUGCCACCCUCUCUCUUGGGGCUCCCCGUGUGCCUUCCCCUUAAGUUCCCUCGGACACACACACAGGGGGAUGGUGACGCAGCUGAGGAACCUCUGCAGGAACCCCCACACCACCAAGGCGACAGAGAGUUCAAGUGGAAUAGCAGUAUAACAGAGACGGUAGCAUUACAGAUGUUGCAAUUGCAAACAGACAUUAGAUUUUUUUUUUUUUUAUGAAAAGCGCAAUUCUUUGAACCGGUUGAACAACACUUGACUGCUUUAGCAACACAUUUGAUACUUUUGUUAGGCUAUGGCAGACUAAGGAAAAUAACAUGUAAGCAAGUUUCUUGUAGCCUUUUUAUGUAUAUUUAUAAAUAAGUAGCUAAAAUCAAGAAGUAUUAAUAAUUAGCAUUUACUUUAGUAUAAAUAGCAUUAACUUUAGUCUUAAGAAAUAGCCAUUGUUUAUCUAAAUAUUAAACUGUAAGGUAUGACCAUAUUUUAUGAUCUGAUUUUGCAAUUUUAGUCAUAAUGUGAUUUAUAUGCACCAUCAUUUAGAAUUGUUAAAGCUUUGUGAUGUACAGUAUGAUGUGUGAUUGCCUUCAAAUAUUUAAUUGACUUGUCUGCAAGAAUAACUAAUGAACUACCUCUGCUUAGGUUUUAGUUAAGUAAUUUAGUCUAGUAUACACACUCCUGAAUAGUGAUGAACUAUAGUGAUUAUCAUCAUCUGUGGGGGUGUGUGGCAACACUCAACUUCCGGCCGUAUCACUGCGCGUGGGGGCUAGUGUUUACUCAGCCGGGACGGAGACAGGUUGUCCCGUACCCUCUCUGUACCUUCAAUAAACCUCGCCACGCUUCUCCUGCCUUUCCCUACUCCAGCCCCGACAUGGCGCAGUUUCUUCAGGGGUUAAUGGAGGAAGGCAUGGGUGGCGUACAGAUGCCCACGGGAACCGUUAGCCCAGCAGACGCAGCCAUGUGGUCUUCGGCGCCGUCAUACCGCGCCAUGCAGCGCACACAAAGCCCUGACCCCACACCAGCCACCGGGCAGCAGCUUUGACCAGCAAACUUGCAGCGGCGCCCACCACCUCCUCCACCCGGACCAGGGGGAGCGACCGCGGGCAUGUCGCCAGCUGCGUUUGAGGCGUGGGCCACCAGCGUUGAAGACUACGGCAGCAUCUGCGGCUGGGUGCCACCGAUGGCAGCACCCUAUGUGCGCCUCCUUUGCAACACAGAGGUGCAGCAGCGCAUCGACGCGCGCCUGGGCAAGCACGAAUUCAGGCAGCUCUCAACCACGGAUGCAAUUGACAUAGUAAGAAGCGUAGUGAUUGGCUCACGCUGUGUAAUUGGAGCGUGGGCAGAGUUCUUCUCACUGGUACAAGCACCGAGUGACAGCGUGUGUGCGUACAUCUCUCAGUGCCGCGCCAAAACAAACGAGUGCGGCUUCCGGUGUCCCGAGUGCCAGUGUCCCUUGGAUGAGUACAUGCUCAGCAAGAAAAUAGUGAUGGGGCUACGUGACCGCAGCAUGAAAGCGGAGGUGCUGCGAGGCCUCCCACGCCUCGAGUCAUUCAGUGAUGUGGUCCACGCGUGUGAAGUUAUUGAGGUGGCGGAAAAGGCUAGUGAGCGGCCCCCUAGUGACGUAGCCGGGGUGGCAGCUAGCAACCCGUGGCCACCGCCCUUCACGGACUCACACCCUGCUGAGGUGGCGGCGGCGGGUCCAGCGCGCUGGUCUGGGAGGCAAGGAAAAGCUCACCAGGAGGGGGCACGGCAAGGACGCAGGCAGUGCUCAGCGUGCGGAGACUCUGAGUGCUGUGGUGGGCGGCAGUGCAAGGCGUUUGCAGCAACAUGUCGUUGCUGUGGCCAGAAGGGGCACUUCUGGCGCCUGUGCCGGGCCCUCACCCCUCAGGGCAGUGCCCGCCCUGCCCAACACUCGAACCUCCCCCCAACUUCCGGAGCAGUGAUUGUUGGAGGAGUGGAGACUACGGCGUCGCUGUCUGUGGUAAUCAGUUGCUCCCGGCCCUGCGCCACUUGUUCCUACACAGCAGUUGCAGACACCGGGGCACAAGUGUCUGUAGCGGGCCGCCUACUGUUGGGGGACCUCGGCAUAUCCCAACGUCAGCUCCAGGCUACACCCAUGGCAGUCACCCACGUUGCCGGGGGCAGCAUGCGCCUCCUGGGGACCAUCACAUGUCAAGUCUCCGUGGGGACUGCCUCCACGACGGAAUGCAUCUACAUAGCGGAAGGUGUGCAGCAACUCUACUUGUCGCUCAAGGCAUGUAAGGCCCUUCACCUGGUCCAUCACACCUUCCCGCGCCCCCUAGCGCUCACUAGUGUGUGUGCUAUCAAGGCUGCAGACACCCCACAAGUACCACUUCGCCCGGAAUCGCCGCCCCACGAGCUUGUUGAGGAAAAUGUUGACCGCCUAGAGAAAUGGUUCCUAGAGCACUUCGGGCGCACGGUUUUUGCCAUGGGACGCAUGCCACUACCUGAGAUGAAGGGCCCACCUCACCACAUCCACUUACGACCUGACGCAUGCCCUCAUGCUGUCCAUGUCCCAGCCACAGUCCCGCUCCACUUCUUUGACGAGGUACGACGUCAGCUGGACGAUGACGUGGACAAAGGGAUCAUCGAAGCGGUACCUGCAGGCGAACCUACCGAGUGGUGCUCUAGAAUGGUGGUGGAGCCAAAAAAGGACGGCAGACCCAGUCGCACGGUCGACUUUCAGCGCCUCAACCGCGCAAGCCUCAGGGAGACACAUCACACCAGACCGCCCUUCGACCUCAUCUCUAGCGUGCCCAAGCAUGCAUUUAAGACAAUUGCUGAUGCCUACUCAGGAUACCACCAGGUUCCCCUCGACGAGGAAAGUCGCAAGCUCACAACAUUCAUCACUCCUUGGGGACGAUACAGGUACUGCCGCACCCCCAUGGGCCACUGUGCGUCACAGGAUGCUUUUACUAAACGCUUUGAUGACACCAUCACUGACGUGCCCAGGAAGCUAAAGUGCGUGGAUGACACCCUACUCCACGACAGCAGCGUCAGCGAUGCUUUCUGGCAUACAUACGACUUCCUCCAGAGGUGCAUGGAGAGUGGUGUCACCCUGCGGCCCGACAAGUUCCACUUCUGCAGGAGGAGCGUUACCUUUGCCGGCUACCUUCUGGGCUGGGAAGGGUACCAACCGAGCCGCGACCUCAUCAACAGCAUAACUGACUUCAAAAUGCCCGCACAACCCACCUUGACUGAUGUGCGGUCAUGGUUCGGCCUAGUCAACCAAGUUGCACCCUUCUUGGCAGUCGCCCCUGUCAUGGAACCCUUCAGGGAACUACUCAAGAAGCCAGGUGGGAAGGUAGUGUACUGGGACAAGCAAUUGGAAGCCCUUGUCACCUCGGCAAAAGACACCAUUGGGAGACUGGCAGCUGAGGGACUGCGCUUCUACGAUGUAUCACGCCCCACACCAGUCCUCACUGACUACAGCCGACAAGGUAUUGGCUUCGUUAUCUUGCAGCAGUACUGUGAGUGUGUCUCCGAGAAGUCGCCACUGUGCUGCCCCAGCGGGUGGAAGCUGGUGCUCUGUGGCAGCCGACAUCUCACAGCAGCUGAGAAGAACUACAGCACUCUCGAGGGAGAGGCACUCGCCAUCGCCUGGUCUCUGAAGAAGGCACGCCUCCUCCUCCUCGGCUGCAAGAACCUCACGUUCGUCACAGACCACAAGGCCCUCACAAGAAUUUUUGGGGACAAGGAGCUCAAGGACAUAGCCAAUCCCCGGCUUCUCAACCUGAAAGAGAAGACGCUAAUGUUCACCUUCCGCAUCAAGUACCUGAAGGGCGACACCAACUGUGCGGCAGAUGCCUUGUCGCGCUACCCGAUCCUGUCAGGUGAACCAGAAAGGUUGGACGAAGACGAGGAAGAGCUGGUAUGCGCAGCCAUGACGGCAGCUACAGUCGCAGCAGCUGAAGAUGAGAUGGGGCAUGUCGUAGACCUUCGUCAAGUGGAAGAAGAAGCCGAACAGGACGAGGAGUACCGCCUCUUGAGGGAAUGUGUGGCCAAUGACGGGUGGGCUGAGCGCAAGGACUGGGAGCCGCCUGCCCUCCGCCCGUACUUCAGGAUGCGGCGCCACCUGUCCUCCCAAGGGAGCGUGGUCCUGUACACCUGUGACGAGAAACACCCGCGACUAGUCGUGCCUGCAGCCCUCAGGUGCACAGUCCUGGCCAACCUGCACGCGGGGCACCAGGGCAGGGACUCCAUGCUACGCAGGGCGAGGCAGUCAGUCUACUGGCCAGGGAUUGACGCGGAGGUGGAGCAGAAGAGGCGCCAAUGUGCAGUAUGCGACACGCACGCCCCCUCCAGUCCCGCAGAGAGCCUGAUGCCCACCCCACCUCCGCUAUAUCCAUUCCAACAAGUAGUGGCAGACUUAUUUCAACUGGAUGGCCACACCUAUGUCGCCUUUGCCGACAGGCUCUCAGGAUGGCUUGAGGUAGAGCACCUGUCAGGCGAUGCCACCAGAGCACGCCUGAUAGCAAUCUUUCGACGGUGGUUCAGGCGCUUUGGCAUCCCAGAGGAGCUGUCGUGUAACGGAGGAACAAACCUUACUAGCCAGGAAUCCAGGAGCUUCUUCAACACCUGGUGUGUACGCCUGAGGAUCUCAUCUGCACACUAUCCCCAGUCCAACGGCCGAGCAGAGGCGGCAGUCAAGUGUGCAAAGAGGCUACUACGCGGCAACACUGCCCGGAAUGGCUCCCUGGACACCGACGCUGCUGCAAGGGCAAUCAUGCAGUAUCUCAACACCCCCCCGCAGGGCUCUGAAGCCUCCCCAGCCCAGCUGCUCACAGGACGUCAGCUGCGGGAUGCCAUACCUGUCGACACAUCUCUCUAUGAAGUGAGCGAGCGGUGGGCUUGGCUUCUGCGGGAACGCGAACGGGCCUUGGUCCGCUCUGGGGACAACGCAGCCUCUCUGCACAACCAGUCAGCCCACAACCUUGAACCCCUUACACCUGGCCAACGGACUCACAUCCAGAACCCCAGCAGCGGACGCUGGGAUCGCGCAGGUACUGUACUGGAGACUACAGCACCCAGACAGUACCUGGUGCGGCUGGACGGCAGCGGGCGCGCCACCAUCAGGAACAGGCGCCACCUAUGGCCGCUCACGCGCGAACCGCACACUCAGGCAAGCGACGACGGGGCAGCUGCAACACCUGACCCCACCCCGCCUACUCAAAGAAGGCCCCAGCGCUCCAGACGGGCGCCACGUCACCUCUAUGACUACGUAUUAGGGGACACCACCCCUUAAGUGGCACUGUGAAUGUCGCACGCCCAUAGUGUUUUGCCAUUGAUGGUUCACAUUGUGUUUAUUUAUUUCUCCCCCCCUUUUGCUUGUAACCCUUGGUCUGAUUCAUUUGAAGUAUUUUCUGUUUUUGCCAUUACACCGCCCACUUUGGGCUUCCUGUGUAAUUGGGGGGGGAGUGUGGGGGUGUGUGGCAACACUCAACUUCCGGCCGUAUCACAGCGCGUGGGGGCUAGUGUUUACUCAGCCGGGACGGAGACAGGUUGUCCCAUACCCUCUCUGUACAUGGAUACUUACCUUCAAUAAACCUCA